AUGGCGGCCUUGAUCAAAUGGGUCAAAGGCGCGCUUCGGCGACCUCCAUCCGCUCCUCUGAUCUUUCCCAUCCGCGGCUUUGAGACCAUCCGCGCGUCGCAAGUGCUCGACGAGGAGCGCUUCGAGCAAUUCAAGCAGGGACACUAUUACCCCGCAAACAUUGGCGACGUACUUCGCUCUAGGUAUCAAAUCGUCGGUAAACUUGGCUUCGGAGUUACCUCUACAGUAUGGCUCGCCCGGGACCUUGAAGACCAUCGGUACGUCACGCUAAAGAUCUAUACUCGAGAUGAGGACAACCGUGAGGAAUUCCGGGUCUAUGAACAACUAAACAAAGGGAGCUCAUGGCAUCCUGGUUAUGCGCAUGUCCGGGAGGCGCUAGACCUGUUCACCAUCUCCCGCGCAGGCGGCGAUCAUCCCUGUCUUGUUCAGAAGCCGAUGUGGGAGAGCUUUAUGGACUUGCUAUAUCGCAACCCCAGCCAUCGAUUUACAGAGGGUCUCCUCAAAGCUGGCCUCAAACAAGUUUUUCUUGCCCUUGAUUAUCUCCACACCGAAUGCAAGCUCGUGCACACUGGUACUGUCCUCGCCCCCCCCAUUUACCGUGAUAUCAAGGGCGAUAACAUCCUCCAGGAAAUAGAGGACACGUCUAUACUUGAACGCUUCACCCAAGCCGAACUAGCAAGUCCCUCGCCCCGAAAGUUCGUCGACGGCAUGCCGGUGUAUGCUUCUCGACGGUUCGAGUUGCCCCGCUCGUUUGGCCGCGCAGUGCUCAGCGACUUUGGCUCUGCAGUCCGAGGCGAUGAAAAGAGAAAUCACGAUGCACAGCCCAAUGUCUACAGAUCGCCAGAGGUCAUGCUGAAGACUGAAUGGAGCUAUCCCGUUGAUAUAUGGAAUGUAGGCGCAAUGAUAUGGGAUCUGUUCGAGUGCAAACAUCUCUUCUACGGCAACGAUCCUGACGGGAAAGGGUAUUCCACUCGUGCCCAUCUUGCUGAGGUUAUAGCGUUGCUUGGACCGCCUCCGUUGGAUAUGCUGCAACGUGGGAAAAGAAGUCGUGAGUUCUUUACGGAGGAUGGAACAUGGAAGCAAGAUGCAGAGGUACCAAUACCAAAGGGUGUAAGCCUAGAUACGUCAGAAGAGUAUCUGGAGGGAGAGAACAAGGAGCUCUUCCUCCAGUUCAUGCGCGGGAUGCUCCAGUGGCGGCCGGAGGAUCGCAAGACGACGAAGGAUUUGCUAAGCGACCCAUGGUUAAACAGUUGA
Messenger RNA from Aspergillus mulundensis, 1254 nucleotides. RefSeq lists its product as uncharacterized. The transcript is spliced from 5 exons. Gene Ontology annotation, molecular function: ATP binding; protein kinase activity. The record is from RefSeq and is a predicted model, not a curated record. Lineage: Eukaryota; Fungi; Ascomycota; Eurotiomycetes; Eurotiales; Aspergillaceae. The coding region runs from base 1 to 1254 and encodes 417 amino acids. Gene Ontology annotation, biological process: spliceosomal complex assembly; regulation of mRNA processing; protein phosphorylation.